AUGGUUCAGCAAAAUCAGUUUGGAGGAGGUGCUACUGAAGACCCGAAUCUCCACCUGUCAAUUUUCUUGGAGUAUUGCGACACUUUGAAGCUUAAUGGAGUGACCAAUGAUGCUAUUCGACUCAGAUUAUUUCCGUUCUCUCUAAAGGAUAAGGCUAGGGCUUGGUUGCACUCAUUGCCCGCUGGGUCCAUCACCACUUGGGAUCAGUUGUCCAGGGAAUUUCUUGCAAAGUAUUUUCCCCCAAGUAAAACAGCACAGAUGAGGAACCGGAUCACAAGCUUUGUACAGAAGGAAGGAGAGUCACUUUAUGAAGCUUGGGAAUGCUACAAGGAAUUAUUAAGGAUGUACCCUCACCAUGGACUGGAGAAGUGGUUAAUUGUUCACACCUUCUACAACGGGCUCACUUACAACACUCGGAUGACUGUUGAUGCUGCUGCAGGAGGAGUUUUGAUGAACAAAACAAUAGAUGAGGUUGAAAGCUUGAGUAUUAAUUCUGUGGCGUCUACUUCAAUUGCAUGUGAGAUAUGCUGUUAUGUGGGUCAUUCUGCACUUGAAUGUCAAUUAGGAAACCCCUCUUCCCUUAAUACUUCUGAUAAUGAACAUGUUAACUAUGUUAAUAACUUUAAUCAGAAGGGAGACCCUUUCUCCAACACUUAUAAUCCGGGGUGA
Messenger RNA from Asparagus officinalis (garden asparagus), 669 nucleotides. RefSeq lists its product as uncharacterized. The transcript has 2 exons. Bases 1 to 669 code for a protein of 222 amino acids. Lineage: Eukaryota; Viridiplantae; Streptophyta; Magnoliopsida; Asparagales; Asparagaceae. The record is from RefSeq and is a predicted model, not a curated record.